AUGAGUGACCUGACUGUUGAUUUUGAUUAUAUCGCUAACAACAUUCAAACAUACAUCGUUCAAGAGAAAUUCUUUGACAUUGUAGAUAAAGAUGACAUUCCACAAGUAUUAGAAAAAGUCAAACUUAAUACUCACGAUUUCAAUGCUCUUCUUUCUCAAGGUAAAUCAAAAUACAGUACAUCUGAACUAUUUUCUUUUAUUCGGAAAUGCGAUGUUUCCAUUAAUUCAUUCGAAGACGCGAUUAACGUUCUUAAAUGCUAUAAAAAGAACUUCAAACUCGAAUCUUCUCGUUCAUUAAUCAAUUACCUUAAGGAAAACAAAACAAAAAUUAAUUUAGAUUCAGAAGAAGUCACACAAUUAAAAUCUGAAAUUCAAACUCUCAAAUCAAAGAUAGCUACGAUGGAAAAUGAAAUCAAUCAAUACAAAAGUGAAAGACAACAAUACAAAGACGAAAUAUCUGCUCUUAAUAGCAAAAACAAUCAAUUAGUAACCCAAUUGGCAAAACAAUACGAUUUUCCGUUGAAUUCAAAUGAUUUUAAUGCAGUUUACAAUUUCCUUAAAGGACUUUCAGAUAAAGAUGAUAAACUGAAGAUGUCUAUUUCAUGUGCAGUUGGAUUAAGUGAAAAGAGAGAUUUAUAUGAAUGUACACCACUCAUUCAAGCAUGUAUGAUGGGUGAUUUUCAAUUUACAAAAUCUCUUAUUGAAGGAGGUUGUGAUAGAAAUGCAAUUAGUAAACUCGGAAACAAUUGUUUAGUUGUAGCAUCAUUAAAAUGA
Messenger RNA from Trichomonas vaginalis G3, 774 nucleotides. Its product is annotated as protein ubiquitination. Bases 1 to 774 code for a protein of 257 amino acids. The record is from RefSeq and is a predicted model, not a curated record. The transcript has a single exon. NCBI's taxonomy places the organism in Eukaryota, Parabasalia, Trichomonadida, Trichomonadidae.